AUGUCUAUCGGCAACGAACUAAUACCCACCUUAAAACAUGAGGGGAAAAAAUUUGAGAUGAGAAAGGAAAUUGUAAACACAGCAACAAAGUAUUUCAAAACACUAUAUACCAAUGUCAACUAUGAUCCGAGUACCUACGAGAAAAAACAGUGUAAAGAUGUUGAACCAUUCAUGGUUGGCGAGAUAAUUUCAGCGAUAUCAAAACUCAAAAAUGAAAAAGCUUCGGGCCCAGAUGAUAUCUAUAACGAAAUUAUAAAAUACUCCAGCUAUGAGUUACAUAAAGUCAUCAAACAUUUAUUCAACAAUAUUUUGAAAGAAGAAGUCGUACCAAAACAGUGGCAUGUAUCAAACAUAACAAUAUUACACAAAAAGGGAAGCAAGGAUAACCUAGAUAAUUAUAGACCCAUAAAUCUCUCCUCGGGCUUGUAUAAAUUAUUUAUGAUAGUUUUGCGAAGAAGAAUAGAGAAAACUUUAGACGAACAGCAAUCUGUGGAACAAGCGGGAUUCAGACCAACAUUCAGCAUAAUGGAUCACAUACGCUCAGUCACCCAAAUUAUAGAGAAAUGUAUGGAAUAUGGCUACACAGUAUAUCUGACUUUCAUUGACUUUACCAAAGGUGUUGAUCAAAAAUAUAUAAAUAUCCUAAAAUAUAUUUAUAGAAACAGCAAGGCAAGAAUAAGAACAGACCAAAUGGGGGAACCAAAGGGUGUCAAACAGGGUGACCCGAUUACACCAAUUCUCUUCAAUGAAGUUUCGGAGAACAUUUUCAGAAAUAUGUCUUGGUAA
This is a messenger RNA of Parnassius mnemosyne (clouded apollo), 786 nucleotides long. The record is from the annotation of a GenBank genome assembly. Lineage: Eukaryota; Metazoa; Arthropoda; Insecta; Lepidoptera; Papilionidae.